AUGGCCACGAAGAAGUUAUACGAGAACUUCUCCAAGAGUUUGAUCGACGAAGUGCACAAAUGGGGUGCUAUGAAACAGACGGGUGUAAGCUUACGCUACAUGUUAGAUUUUGGGUCCGUUCCUUCUGAUCGUAAUUUGAUCAUAGCCGCUCAAUUUCUUCACAAAGAGCUUCCAAUUAGGAUCGCUAGACGUGCCAUUGAACUCCAGUCUCUUCCUUAUGGCUUAUCUGAAAAGCCUGCAGUUCUCAAAGUGCGAGAUUGGUACCUAGAUUCGUUUCGUGACCUUAGAUCCUUCCCUGAGAUCAAGGACAUCACUGAUGAGAGAGAUUUUACCCAAAUGAUUAAGCUGAUCAAGGUACGGCACAAUAACGUCGUCCCCACUAUGGCUCUAGGAGUUAAACAGUUGAAGAAAGGUCUUGACCCCAAGGUUGAAGAUGAGGGUCUGGAUGAAAUUCACCAGUUCCUAGAUCGCUUUUAUAUGUCAAGAAUUGGAAUCCGAAUGCUAAUUGGGCAACAUGUGGCAGUGCAUGAUCCAAACCCCCCACCGAAUUGUAUUGGUUAUAUACAUGCAAAGAUGUCUCCGAUGCAGGUAGCGAAAGAUGCUAGUGAAGAUGCCCGUUCUAUUUGUUUACGAGAGUAUGGCAGUGCACCAGAUAUCAAUAUCUAUGGUGAUCCUAGCUUCGCUUUCCCAUACGUACCGACACACUUGCACAUGAUGGUGUUUGAGUUGGUUAAAAACUCAUUGCGUGCAGUCCAAGAGCGGUAUAUGGAUUCUGAAAAAGUCCCACCUCCUAUACGUAUAAUAGUGGCUGAUGGAGCAGAAGAUGUUACAAUCAAGGUUUCAGAUGAAGGGGGUGGAAUAGCAAGAAGUGGUCUUCCAAAGAUCUUUACAUAUCUCUACAGCACUGCUAAUAAUCCACUUUAUGAACAAUCAAAUCUUGGAGCAGUUGAUACGGUUACAAUGGCAGGUUAUGGAUAUGGACUUCCUAUCAGUCGCUUGUAUGCUCGCUAUUUUGGAGGGGAUCUGCAAAUCAUCUCCAUGGAAGGCUACGGAACAGAUGCAUAUCUUCAUUUGUCGCGUUUGGGAGAUUCACAAGAACCGUUGCCUUAAAACUCAUGUGAAUAAUGUGAAUGCAGCAGUUUCGCCUUUCUAUUUCGUGGAAUGUAGUUAACAUUUCUAUUUGAAUUUCAAGGAAUCCAUUUACCCUGUUACACUUGAUGAUGAUAGCUAAUGAAUCAAAUCAGCAAUGUAGAUGGUCAACACCAAACUGCUUGAUUGAUC
Cynara cardunculus var. scolymus (artichoke) is the source of this 1281-nucleotide messenger RNA. Its product is annotated as pyruvate dehydrogenase (acetyl-transferring) kinase, mitochondrial. The record is from RefSeq and is a predicted model, not a curated record. Lineage: Eukaryota; Viridiplantae; Streptophyta; Magnoliopsida; Asterales; Asteraceae. Gene Ontology annotation, molecular function: pyruvate dehydrogenase (acetyl-transferring) kinase activity. The transcript has 6 exons. Gene Ontology annotation, biological process: protein phosphorylation; regulation of glucose metabolic process. Gene Ontology annotation, cellular component: mitochondrion. Bases 1 to 1110 code for a protein of 369 amino acids.